AUGACAGCGGCGGAAGCGCAGCAGGGUAGCCCUGCCGCGACGGCUGGCAUGGCGAAGAAGCUGCAUGGAAGAGAAUUCUACGAGAGUAUCGGGUGCCCCAAGUAUGUCGUGGCGCCCAUGGUGGACCAGUCCGAGUUUGCCUGGCGAGCUCUCACGCGAUCCUUCAUGUCGGAAUCGGAGCAGCCGAAGCUCCUCGCCUACAGCCCGAUGCUGCAUGCCCGCCUCUUCUCUCAAGAGGAAAAGUACCGCAGGGCUCACUUCCAGGCUGUCCGGCCCGGCACGAGCGAACCUUGGCUGGACGGCAACCCUUCGAUUGAUCGGCCACUCUUUGUCCAGUUCUGCGCCAACGAUCCGGAUGCGCUCCUCGCAGCGGCACAAAAGGUUGCCCCGUACUGCGAUGCCGUUGAUCUGAAUCUCGGCUGCCCGCAGGGCAUCGCGCGGAAAGGCCACUACGGAGCGUUCCUUCAGGAGGAUCAAGAUCUCAUCUUCCGGCUCAUCAACAAGCUGCACAAGGAGCUGCCCAUUCCCGUGACGGCCAAGAUCCGUCUCUUGGAGACCAAGGAGAAGAGUCUGGCUUACGCGCAGAACGUGCUCCGGGCCGGCGCCUCCAUCAUCACGGUGCACGGACGGAGGAGGGAGCAGAAGGGCCACUUGACCGGAUUGGCGGACUGGGAAAUGGUCAAAUUUUUGCGAGAGAACCUACCAGCCGAGACGGUCAUGUUCGCCAACGGCAACAUCUUGCAGGAGGGAGACGUCGGCAAGUGCCUCGAAGCAACGGGAGCCGACGGAGUGAUGAGCGCCGAAGGGAAUCUGAGCGACCCGGCCAUCUUCGCCAAACCGCCGCCGGUGGGGGAGGAAGGACGCGAAUACUGGAGAGGCAAGGAUGGCGAAGGUGGUUGGCGAGUCGACGCGGUGACGAGACGAUACCUCGACAUCCUGCACAAGCACGCGCUCGGUAGGGAACCACCGGGUCGACGACCGCUCUUCAUGCCCGGCGACGACACAGCCUGGAUGACAGAGGCCGACAAAGGAGAGGCAGAAAAUGACGAGCCGUUGAAGAAGCGACGGAAGACGGAGGGGGGCCCGAAGCGCGAGGAGGCGAAUCCCAACCUCGGGGCCAUGCAACCGCAUCUGUUUCACCUCCUGCGACAUUUCGUCACGCGGCACACGGACGUGCGUGACAUGCUGGCGCGCAGCCGCAAAGACGGCAUCGAGGGCUACGAACGAGUUCUCGAGGCCGUCGAGCGCAAGGUGGCCGAGGGCCUGCUCGAUUACGAGCGGACCGAGGGCAAGAGCUUCGAGGAUGAGUUGAGCGCGCUCGGCGUCGGGGAGCAGCUGCAGCUGCCGGAAGGUGAGAGCUCGCGAGGCACGAUACGGAGGUGCAAGAGGCCGUGGUGGAUCGCACAACCGAUCGUGCGACCGCUUCCGAGCGAGGCUCUGGCCAAAGGAGCCAUCACGCUCAGCAAGAAGGAUAAAACUGCCAAGUCGACGAUGGCCCUUCACAAGAUAGGCACAUCUGCCGAGGGGGCUGGCCAAGAGCCUACCCGAGCGGGGGAUGAGGCGACGCAGGAGGCGGCCGCGGAAGCAGAGAGGGCAGAAAUCAAAUCACGAGACGAGUUGGUUGCCGGCUGA
Molecule: messenger RNA, 1632 nt
Organism: Drechmeria coniospora
Lineage: Eukaryota; Fungi; Ascomycota; Sordariomycetes; Hypocreales; Ophiocordycipitaceae
Product: dihydrouridine synthase family protein
Exons: 2
Coding region: 1-1632 (543 amino acids)
Biological process (GO): tRNA processing
Molecular function (GO): tRNA dihydrouridine synthase activity; flavin adenine dinucleotide binding
Source: RefSeq, a predicted model, not a curated record